Paramuricea clavata is the source of this 1172-nucleotide messenger RNA. The record is from the annotation of a GenBank genome assembly. NCBI's taxonomy places the organism in Eukaryota, Metazoa, Cnidaria, Anthozoa, Malacalcyonacea, Plexauridae.
AUUUAAUUCUCCAGUGCAUGGAUCGUAGAGAAGUGACUGCUUUACUCUUACUGGACUUGUCUAAAGCUUUUGAUAGCUUAGAUCAUUUCAUUCUGCUAAGAAAACUUUCGAAUAUUGGAAUCUCGAAGCCUGCGUUGUUUUGGUUUAAAAGCUAUUUGACAGGCAGGUGCCAAUCAGUACGUAUUGCGUCAGUGUUAUCUGAUGAAUGUGAAAUAACUCGCGGUGUUCCGCAGGGAUCGAUACUGGGUCCGGUGUUAUUUAAUGUAUAUAUCAACGACUUGCCUGGUGUACCCAAGGAGUCCAAUUUGGAGUCGUACGUGGAUGACUCAAAAAUAUAUUUAGCAUUCUCAAUCAGGGAUGCCGAGUUGGCAGCUAUGAAACUCACUGAAGACAUGAGAAGAAUUACCGCCUGGUGCUGUCUUAACAGUUUAUUGGUGAAUCCAGAAAAAACUAAGUUGCUUAUAUUAGGUACUAGGCAAAUGUUAGAACAGGUACCUGAAAAUUUUCAAAUAACUAUCCUUGGUGAGAAUAUUACUCCAGUUGCUGUUGCAAAGGAUUUAGGGAUGAUAUUGGACUCAUGUUUGAGCUACGACGAACAUAUCGCAAGCGUUGUUUCAUCUUGUAUCGCUGGAUUGGGCCAAAUUAGCAGAGUUAAACAUAUCUUUGACAGAAAAACAUUAAUUCUUAUUAUAAAUUCCCUGAUUUUUAGCAAAAUGUAUUACUGCUCUGCUGUUUGGUCUAAUACAUCCCAAAGAAAUAUCGAGAAACUUCAAGCGGUCCAGAACUUUGCUGCACGUAUUGUUACAGGAACAAGAAAAUACGAUCACGUGACUCCUGUUCUGCAACAACUGGGCUGGCUUCCAGUUAAAUACAUGUUAAAAUUAAGAGAAGCCAUUUUUGCUUUCAAAUGCUUGAAGGGGUUGGCACCAUUGUAUUUGCGUGAGAAGUUCCAUGUCAGGUCAGAUGUUCAUGGCGUUAACACAAGGCAAAAGAACAUUUUGGAUAUACCAAUGUACAGAUCAGCUGCGGGUCAACGAACAUUUCACUAUAGAGUUGUGUCCUUGUGGAAUUCUCUGCCUCAGUCUCUUAAAAACAUUGAUACUUUGACUCAUUUUAAAGUAGAAUACAAACGUAUGUUAUUAGAAGAAUUUUUAACUGUAAGUGGUGUUUAA